This is a messenger RNA of Erpetoichthys calabaricus (reedfish), 4456 nucleotides long. RefSeq names its product TRPM8 channel-associated factor homolog. The coding region runs from base 142 to 2865 and encodes 907 amino acids. The record is from RefSeq and is a predicted model, not a curated record. The transcript has 8 exons. NCBI's taxonomy places the organism in Eukaryota, Metazoa, Chordata, Cladistia, Polypteriformes, Polypteridae.
CAAAUGAAGAAACUUGUUAAGAAGUCAGGUAUAUAAACCAGAGAAUUGUGGAAUAAAAACACAGACUCGUCCUUUGAACACAGAAGAGAGGGUCAGAAUUUCUGUAACGGAGCUGCAGGACUAAGGCAUUCCUUAUGAAGAAUGGAUCUACGCUCGGCCUAUAAAACUUUGGUCAAGGGUGUGGACACCUUCAGCUUCACUGGUGACGCUGUGCCCUGUGAACUUCUGUUGAUCGGCCCCACUGCCUUCCCUGUGGCAGUAAAUGAUAAAGGUCAAAUUCUGGUGGCAACAUCCACAUACGGCAAGGGUCGUCUGGUUGUUAUGGGGCAUGAAGUUUAUAUAAGCGAAAAUACAUUUGGGCAGUUCUUAAUCAAUGCAAUUACUUGGCUGUGUCCAACAUCAAAUGCAGUUGUAGGAGUCCACACCAAACUGACCUUUCUCAGUAGCCAUCUUCGUGGUGCUGGGUUCAAAGUUCAGUCAGUGGACAAGUUCACCAGCAACAUGGAAGUGUACUGCAUGGAUGCCUACAAUGAUUCACAGGCAGGAGAGCUCAUCCAGUUUGUGAAGAAUGGAGGCUCUCUUCUAAUAGCUGGCCAGGCAUGGCACUGGGCGUGCUUUCAUAAAGACAAAGAUGUUCUGCAGCAUUUCCCUGGAAAUACUGUGACCAGUGUCUUGGGGGUCUACUUUACAUCUCACUAUGGAGAGAAAGGAGAGUUCAAAGUUGGGAAAGAAAUACCUUCCAGUUCCAUAUUACUUCCGUGGAAUAACAACUUCCAAAAGGAUUUAGACGCUCUUUUACACGGAGUUACUGAAUUUAGCUUAAAGAGCGACACUGUGCCCUCAUCUUUACUGGUCCACGGCCAGUUAGCAUUUCCUGUUCUCUUGGAUGACCACAACCAGGCUCUGAUUGCAGCAUCUCACUACGGCAGAGGCAGAAUCGUUGUGCUGUCGCACGAGACAUAUCUCACACAUCUAAAGAAAUUUGUUUGCAACGCUCUCCACUGGCUAGGAGCUCACAAAGAAGGCAAGAUUUGUGUCCAGGUGGGCCAAAAGCACCUGCACGAAAGGCUGAUCCAGGAAGGCUUCAGCUGUGAGCUCUCCAAUCUCAAAGAUGGCAUAAAUGUCUACUGUUGUACUUCAUACACUGACCACCAAGCCGAACAGAUCCAUGAGUUUGUAUCAGAAGGAGGAGGACUCCUCAUUGCUGGUCAAGCAUGGAUGUGGUCCUAUUCUCAUCAUGACCACGAUGCUGUUGCUGCAUAUCCAGGAAACAAAAUCCUAAAUAAAUUUGGAAUCAGUAUCACAUCAUCAACUGUAGACAGUAAGGUUUAUUUAGCCCCCAAAGGUCAGAACAUCAUGCAGAGUUAUCAUUUUCGUAAAGCACUUACUAGGUUCAUUGAUCAAGUUCAUAGAAAGGCACAUUCGAGUCCUCUUGAGCCUGCUUGGCUUAAUAAAUUUAGAAAGGAUUUCCUCUCCUUUGUGAAAAUGAAGGCGACUAAUAACGCCCAGUAUUAUAACAUAUGUGAGCACCUGAAAGAUCUAAUAAAAAUAAGAGGAACCACUUCUUAUCCUGUGCCGUACUGGUCUUCGAUAAAACCAGAGGACAAGAUGUUGCUGAAUCUUUUAAACAGUUUUUGUGAGCUUCCACACAUGCAGGAAGAGUUGUUCUAUGCAAAGAGGAAGAUCGAGACUUUCCCUUUUGCCAAUGUUCAGAUCAAUGGAACCAACAAAGGGGACACAGCAUGGAGAAGCACUGGUAUGUUCCUGCAUGAAGGAUACACUGGACAAGUUAGUGUCCCCACUGCAGUUGUUGGAGCUGGCUGGCAGGUGCAGAUUGGCUGCCAUUCUGAUGAUCUGAAUCACCUGGACGAACUGAAGCGCCCCCCAGUGGUGAUACGAAGAAUACCCAUUAACAGAGAUAAAGUUUCCAUCUUUAAUCCAUGGGGUGGCUUGAUUUACAUCAUUGUGCCCAAAGGAAGUGAGCUUGGCACCGUCACUGUUAUGGUGGAGGGAGCUGCUCACGCCCCAUACUUCAAACUUGGACAAAGCUGUGUGGCAGAUUGGCAGAAAACUCUUCAUGAAAGCAGGUCACCCUGGGCAGAAUUAGAGGCAGACAAUAUUAUCCUGACCAUACCCACAAACAAAAUCUCCCACAUCACCAAUCCGGAGCCUCUACUCCAGCUGUGGAAUCGCAUCACCAAAGGCAUCGCUGAACUCGCUGCUGUGCCUGAACUCUUCCCGAGGCCUGAGCGCAUUGUGGCUGAUGUUCAGAUAAGUGCAGGUUGGAUGCACGCAGGGUAUCCGGUGAUGAUUCACUUAGAAUCAGUUCAUUGUAUUACUGAUGUCCAGUUCAUGCAGACCAAUAUUAUAUGGGGUCCACUACAUGAACUUGGGCACAACCAACAAAGACCUUUGUGGGAGUUUCCCCCUCACACCGCUGAAGCCACCUGUAACCUCUGGUCUGUGUAUGUCAAUGAGAAGGUCCUCAAUCUACCACGAAGCAAGGCUAUCUCUGAGCUUGCUCCAAACCACAGGGAAGAAAGGAUUAAAAAGUACUUAAAAGGUGGAGCACGCCUGGAGGACUGGACAGUUUGGGUCUGCUUAGAGACCUACUUACAGCUGCAGGAGGGCUUUGGAUGGGACCCGUUCAUCGCGCUGUUUUCUGACUAUCAGAAAAUGUCCAUUACUGGGAAUCUGGAUAAUAAAUCCAAGAUGAACCUCUGGGCUGAGAAGUUCUCUCAACAAGUAAGGAAGAAUCUGGUCCCAUUUUUCAAAGCCUGGGGCUGGCCCAUUGAAGAGGAUGUCUCCAAAAAGCUGGCUACUCUGCCUGAGUGGAAGGAAGACCCAAUGAAGGCUUUUAUCUAAAGUCCAGUUGUAUAAAUGUAGAAUUUUCCCUAAUACAAGAUAUUACUUCUCUUCUUCUCCUCCCAUUAGGGGUUGCCACAGUGAAUCGUCUUCUUCCAGAUUUUCCUGUCUUCUGCAUCUUGCUCUAUCACACCCAUCACCUCCAUGUCCUCUCUCACCAAAUCUAUAAACCUCCUCUUAGGCCUUCCUCUGUUCCUCUUGCCUGGCAGCUCUAUCCUUAGCAUCCUUCUCCCAAUAUACUCAGCAUCUCUCCUCUACACAUGUCCAAACCAACACACUCUCAUCUCUCUGACUUUGUCUCCCAGCCGUCCAACUUGAGCUGACCCUCUAAUGUCCUCAUUUCUAAUCCUAUCCAUCGUCGUCACACCCAGUCCCAAUCUUAACAUCUUUAACUCUGCCACCUCCGGCUCUGCCUCCUGAUUUCUGGUCAGUGCCACCAUCUCCAACCCACAUAACAAAGCUGGCCUCACUACCGUCCUGUAGACCUUCCCUUUCAUUCUUGCUGAUACCCGUCUGUCACAAAUCACUCCUGACACUCUUCUCCACCCAUUCAACCUUGCCUGCACUCUCUUUUUCACCUCCCUUCCACAAUCCCCAUUACUCUGUACUGUUGAUCCCAAGUAUUUACACUCAUCCACCUUCACCAACUGUACUUCCUGCAUCCUCACCAUUCCACUGACCUCCCUCUCAUUUAUACACAUGUAUUCUGUCUUGUUCCUACUGACCUUCAUUUCUCUCCUCUCUAGAGCAUAUCUCUAUCUCUCCAGGGUCUCCUCAACCUGCUCCCUACUAUCGCUACAGAUCACAAUGUCAUCAGUAAACAUCAUAGUCCACGGGGACUCCUGUCUAAUCUCUAAUUAAUCUAAUUAACUAAUGUAGGAUGGGCCUAUGUAAAAUUCUAAUAUGUAUAGCCUAGAAUAAAUGCAAUUUAGGCUUUGGAAAAUGUACUUCGCCAUUAACUAGACAUGGUUCACUUGUUUCAGAUUGUGCUUCUUCUGGUAGAUAGCUUAUCACCCCAGGAGCGUUACUAGGUCACUAACUCAUCCACCUUCACCAACUGUACUCGCUGCAUCCUCACCAUUCCACUGACCUCCCUGUCAUUUACACACAUGUAUUCUGUCUUGUUCCUACUGACCUUCAUUCCUCUCCUCUCCAGAGCAUAUCUCCACCUUUCCAGGGUCUCCUCAACCUGCUUCCUACUCUUGCUACAGAUCACAAUGUCCCAAAUACAAGAUAUUUCAAUGUGUCAAAUAUAAGAAAUUGUAUUGUAUGAGCUACUGCACUCUUGUAAAUGGCAAGCUGGAAUGAGAGAUGUUUGUACUUGAUUAAAAAAUGCUUUAAAAUGAACGCAUACAGUAUUACAUACUGAUAAACAGUUGCUUAUUUCCUGAAUUAGCACAGCUGAUUUGUCAAAUGAUUAGGAGCCUCCUCAAGGGGCCUUCAAAUUCUAACGGCUUUAUUUGCUAACUCUGAUGUACUCCAUCCAAUUAUUUGAUCAGCUGACUGUUCUUAGCUUUAAUCUUUGUUUUUAGUGAUGAGAAAAAGUUUCAUCUUCAUUUAUGUACUACUAAUAAAAAGAGACUUAAAAAGA